AAUUUAAUAUAAAUAAAGCUUCUCAAAAUUAACUUUUACUUUAACUUGAGUUAAAUUAAUUUUAACGAAAUUUUAACUGAGUUAGGUUUUUAUUUAUGUAACGUUUAACUAAACUGAAUUAGUUUUACAAUCCAUUAGCUUUAAUUUAAUUUAGUUAAAAAAAUGUAUUAACUUACUCAACCCUGCUAUCUAGAUUUAUCAAAGUGUAAAAGUCCUUAUUCGAGAAUCGAUACUCGAAUCGAUAACGGAAACUAUGUUUUAGAAUCGUGGACACAAGUCUUAACUCCUAACUGUCGUGUACUGAAUCUUCCAAAUGUCACGCAGGCAGACUCAAAUUGGUUCUGAGGGGAAAAGUUACUCGUUUCUUUCAACUUGAGGUUUUAGGACGCAUUUACGAUAUUAUUUAAUAUCUACAGUAUUACAUACGCUUUGUAUUUUAUAUAUGUUAUUAACAAGUGUUAUUAACAAGUGUUAAUACGUGUUAUCAACAAGUUUAUAAUUAUGUUUCGCGUUCAAGAGAAAGAAGGAGAUGAAAGUUAUAAUUCGUUCAGAUGGCAGCUUUUGUUGCGAUCAUGCACCGAAUAUUUAGAGAUAAAAACCGAGAAAAGUGGCCAUAUCGAUCCUAGCAUUCAUCCGGCUAAAGUAGAUUUUAUGUUCAGCAAAAAGAUAAAGAUGCUAAUCACUAAUUACUUGUACGAAAGUUUUUUGCUGUAUACUGAAGAUGGAGAAGGAUAUAGUUGGUAUAACCGGCGUCUUUAUAGCGGGCCUUUUAGAGAUGACGAAAGAUUUGAAAUCGAAAACAGAGGAAAUUUAAACGACGUUACAGAGAGAUUAUCUAAGAUAGAUUAUUAUUAUUCUCAGAGACUUGAUUGGAUGAGCAGUACACGCAUUGUGAAAACUGCAAUUUGUGGUUUUACCUUUCUCAUUUUAACUGAUGAUGAAAAAUUAUAUUACCACUACGGCCAUGUACAAAUGUGUCAGUAUUUGGCUCAAAUGAAUAUUAAAGGGAAGAUUACAUCCUUUGGUUGCGGUCAGAAUUUCUUUGUGGUGGCCACCGAUCUCGGCGAAACAUACACUUGGUCUCUAAAAUGGUACGGACAAAUGUUUAUAUCUCCCUUCACGAUAGAAGAACCAGAUACAGUGGAGGAACUCUCCAACAAAACAAUAGUUAAGGUAGUCUGUGGAGAUGGGCACACACUUGCACUGAGUGACCGAGGGAAAGUUUACGCUUGGGGUAGAAAUGAUAAUAAACAAUCGAAUCCCGAUAUCGAUUUCGGCUGCAUCACUUCUCCUGAGAAGGUGAAUAUACCUAAUGUAGAGCAAGUGUCGGACAUUGCUGUUAUGAGAAAUUCAAGUUUUGCAAAGUCCAGCGAGAAUGGACUCGUUUAUAUAUGGGGACCUCUUGUGUUUGACAAGUUCGUUUGCGAGUUUGCUGUCUGCGAGUAUACAAACGUAUUUGACGUGUGCAAUUCGAUGACGGGUCAAUCGCCAACUACCUCGGACCGUCAUGUGCACACAGACGGAGAAUUUAACAUAUUGAAUAAUUUGGAAGCUAUAUUCGACGAUCCUUGGACGAGCGAUUUUAUGAUAAAAGUCGAGACGAAAACUAUUUACGUCCACACAGCUAUCCUGAAAAUUCGUACUUCACAAUAUUCGUUUUUCAGAAGUAUAUUACAUUCUAAUAUGAUAGAAAACAAUCAAUGGUCUGUGACAUUUAAUCGUUAUUCGUAUGACAUGUAUAAAGCUUAUUUAAAAUAUUUCUAUACCGGUAAAAUCGAUUUCUCAUGCGUAGAAGAUCUGUUGGUUCUUCUAGUAAUGGCCGAUCAGUACUGUGACGAAAAUAUUAAAAGAGAUUGUAUUCGAAUGAUAAAGAAAGAAAUUACUGUAUCAAACGUAUUUCUUAUUUUCAAAGUGGCAACACACUUUAGUGAGGAAUUGGAGAAGUAUUGCAUUAAAUUUUAUUUGAAAAACGCAAAUGAUAUAUUGAAGACGGACAGUUUUACACAGUUAGAUUUACAUACGGUAAUUGAGUUUUCAGAAAGAGCCGCUAAUCUCUUUCCACGUAUUUUUGAAAAUUAAUACUAUACAUAGAAACAUUAAUUUUAUUAUCAAGAAAAGAGAUUUACUCUUUUUUUUAAUAAGUAACUGUUAUCUUUAUCAAGGAAUAUUUUC
Messenger RNA from Monomorium pharaonis (pharaoh ant), 2172 nucleotides. Its product is annotated as RCC1 and BTB domain-containing protein 1. Bases 502 to 2079 code for a protein of 525 amino acids. Lineage: Eukaryota; Metazoa; Arthropoda; Insecta; Hymenoptera; Formicidae. Gene Ontology annotation, molecular function: protein binding. The record is from RefSeq and is a predicted model, not a curated record. The transcript is spliced from 10 exons.